Monascus purpureus is the source of this 696-nucleotide messenger RNA. Lineage: Eukaryota; Fungi; Ascomycota; Eurotiomycetes; Eurotiales; Aspergillaceae. The record is from the annotation of a GenBank genome assembly.
AUGAUUCCUGGGUUUUGGGUCUGGAUGGACAGGCGCGAAAGGGCGGGAAAGCCUGCUUUGAUCCCAAACUCUCUGUGGAAGAACACGGCAUUCUCGGCCAUGUGUGUCAUUGUUCUUUUCUCCUGGGCGGUGCUGAACGGUGUGGAAACCAUUCUCAGUCUCUUCUUCCAAAAAGUUCAAGAGCUAUCGGGCUUCCAGUCUGCUCUUCGCUUCUUGCCGAAUGUCAUCAUCGGCGUUCUCCUGAACCUGGGAACAGGUCUCUUGGUUCACCGUGUGCAUGCAAACCACUUGGUGCUUGUGAGCUCGCUGCUCAGCGCUGGGUCUCCCUUGCUCAUGGCCAUCAUUGACCCUCAAUGGUCCUGGUGGUAUUGUGCUUUCUGGGCGGUCCUGCUAAGUCCGCUAUCGGCUGAUGUGAUCUUCACCAUCGCCAACCUGAUAGUCGCGGACGCAUUCACCCCCCAGACGCGCGGCCUGGCGGGUGCCGUUUUCAACACGAUCGCGGAAUUUGGAACCUCGCUGGGUCUCACCAUCUUCAUGAUCAUCUCCGCGGGCGUCACGCGGGAUUCCUCGAUCGCGGACAAGCAGUCCCCCGAGGCACUCAUGGUUGGGUACCGCACGUCUUCUGGACGUGCUUUGGGCUUAUGCUGGGGGCUUGUGGUGUUGGGUUGUGGGGUUGCGGAAUGUUGGUCGGAUUAG